Messenger RNA from Australozyma saopauloensis, 1275 nucleotides. It is a transcript of the gene CDS1, whose product is annotated as phosphatidate cytidylyltransferase. NCBI's taxonomy places the organism in Eukaryota, Fungi, Ascomycota, Pichiomycetes, Serinales, Metschnikowiaceae. The transcript has a single exon. Gene Ontology annotation, cellular component: endoplasmic reticulum membrane. The coding region runs from base 1 to 1275 and encodes 424 amino acids. The record is from RefSeq and is a predicted model, not a curated record. Gene Ontology annotation, molecular function: phosphatidate cytidylyltransferase activity.
AUGGGUAAAGGAGAAGACACAUCAAAAAAAACAAGCACCGCUCCGGUGGAGAAGAUCGACAAGGCAGAGAAGAAACAGCCCGUGGUCAAUGAGUUGGAAAAGAAGAAGCUGGCGUUUAUCACCAGAACGAUCUGGUCAUUGGUCAUGAUAGGCUCAUUUCUAGUGCUUGUUCUUUCGGGUCAUUUGCCCCUAAUUGCAUUGGUUAUUGUGUUCCAGGUGUUGGUUUUCAAAGAGAUCAUCGCCUUGACUUCAGAGCCUGCCCGUGACAAAAACCUCCCUUACAACAAAUCAUUAAAUUGGUACUUCUUGAUCUCGACUGUGUACUUCUUAGACGGUGAGAGCAUCUUUGUAUUUUUGCAAGACAUCGACAUGUCUACUCCUUCGAUGAUGUUCAUGUACAGAAACCAUAAAUUGAUCGCAUACACCUUGUACCUCGCGGGCUUCAUUUUGUUUGUUUAUACUUUGAAAAAGGGAUUCUAUAAGUUCCAAUUGGCUCAGUUGUGUGCAACCCACAUGACCUUGCUCAUUGUGGUGUUCCAGUCGCAUUUGAUUAUUGACAACAUUUUCAACGGUAUCAUUUGGUUCCUUCUUCCUGCUGCUUUGGUCAUUGUCAACGACAUUUUCGCUUAUCUUUGUGGUAUCACUUUUGGUAGAACUCAGUUGAUCGCCAUCUCACCAAAGAAGACUGUUGAGGGUUUUAUUGGUGCUUGGAUCUGUACCAGUUUUGCCGCUGUCUUGUUUACUUACAUCUUGUCUCAGUCUGACUACCUCACUUGUCCAGCCACUCAACUUCGUACCACCAUCUAUGAUUACCCACACUGUGAGCCAAACCCAGUAUUCAUUCCUCAAUUGUAUCAACUUCCAACCAACCUUGCAGAGCAGAUUGGUACUGAUGUUAUCAUUUUCAAGCCAAUUUACUUCCAUGCGAUUAUUCUCGCCACCUUUGCUUCUUUAAUUGCCCCCUUUGGAGGGUUUUUCGCCAGUGGAGUCAAGAGAGCAUUCGGAAUCAAGGACUUUGGUGACACCAUUCCUGGCCACGGUGGUAUUACCGACCGUUUUGACUGUCAAUUUUUGAUGGGCUCAUUUUCUUACUUGUACUACCAGACAUUCAUUGCUGCCAGCAAUAUCACCUUAGGCAAAAUUUUGCAAAUGGCCGUAUUCCACUUGACGCAAGAUCAAAUUGUUCAUUUAACCAAGGCUUUGUUGAAGUACUUGGGUUCCACUGGUGCCAUCGAGCAAGAUAAAAUCGACAAGAUCUACGAUUUGUUGAACUAA